This is a messenger RNA of Adineta ricciae, 900 nucleotides long. NCBI's taxonomy places the organism in Eukaryota, Metazoa, Rotifera, Eurotatoria, Adinetida, Adinetidae. The record is from the annotation of a GenBank genome assembly.
AUGAAAUUUCUUAUUAGUGUUAUAUGUGUUCUAUGGUUGAUGUUAUGUAUACAGUCAGUUGAAAACCACUUUUUUGAAUGGGCUUGGCACAAAAUCAAACGUGUUAUCGAUCCGCAUGAAUCUGAACGUUCGUUGGAUUGUGGAUUAUCCGAUGUUCCACAGAUCUUACCCGAGAAAAUGGACACACCACGCGUAACAGGUGGCAUAUCAGCAGCAGAUCAUUCUUUUCCAUGGAUGGUGAAUGUUCUCAAUGUCAAAUCGAUGAAAUCAUGCGGUGGAGCAAUUAUCGGGCCGAACACAAUCGUAACCGCGGCACAUUGUAUUAUUGAUGAACCGAAGUACAUGAGUGUCAUUGCUGGUGCUUCCACCCUUCUCGGCCGUCUGAAUCUGUUUAAUUAUUACGCUGUUUCCGAAGUAUUCAUCCACCCAAAAUUCUCCUUAUGUUGCGAUUAUGAUAUAGCAAUUAUAAAAUUGAAGAAAACAUUGGAACGUUCGAAAAUGAUCAAUUCGAUAUGUUUACCUAAGGAGGAGAAUGAGCGUUUGAAACCUGAAACAACUGCUUUCAUCGCCGGAUGGGGUGGAAAGUAUCCCACGGGUGACAUGAAUUCCUUUGGUUCAUUUCAUUUAAAACAAGGUCUAGUUUAUAUAAAAUCAAAUGAAUAUUGUAAACAAGUCUUCAGUUCAUUCGAUGAAUACGAUGAAAUAUGUGCAACUAAUACAAAUGACAAUGUCGAUUCACGUGAGGGCGACAGUGGCGGUCCAUUGAUGAUUCUCAACGGAACAGAUCAUCGCUGGUAUCUAUUUGGCAUCACAUCACAUGGUGCUAAUACCGAAACAAUCAAACCUGGUGUCUAUUCAUCAAUAGCGGAUAAACUGAAUUUCAUUAGAAAAUAUCUUUAA